AUGUCCGAAAUGGAAACUACAGGUAGCACGAUUCAUCAUGGUCUAUCCGCUUCAUCAUCUUCACUUCGUUGUACAUUUCUUGGUUCAUUAUCAUCCCCUCGUGGUCGUGAUCUUCUCUCUCAAUUAUGUUUACAAAUCGCUCAAAAAUCAAAAUUACAACAUCAUUUUGUUGAACGAAAAGAUCUGGAUAAAAUGAGACGAAAAUUGUUUGCUAAAUCAAUAAAAAAUUCACGAAAUUUACAACAACCAUUAGAACAAACAAUGCCACUUGAAAUGAAAGUUUUCUUUGUACGUGAUCAACUUCAACGAAUAUCAGCUGAACAGGGAGUUGAUGAUGAUCUAUCCUAUGACUUAAUUACUAUAUCAGGUCCACAACUUAUUGAUUUCUUACUUGGUACAUGCUCAGGUUUAUUUCGUACAACUGCUCGAUCACACGUUGGUCCUGAGAUUCUCGGUAAUGUACUUAAACGUCGUCGUCCUGGUCAUAAUCCAUUAUUAUCAACGAAAAUAUCAUCUAUACAAUAUUAUCCAAAAGUUAAUUAUUAUAAAGCUUGGCGUAUAAUGCAUCGUCGUCGAUUAGGUAAAACUCAUCAACGUACUAAAUAUCAACAACCACGUGCUGGUAUUAUGUUAACAAAACAUCAAAGUCCCAUUGUUUGUUUACGUAUGUAUCGUGGUUUACUUUAUUCAUGUUCAUUAAAUGGUCAAGUACGAUUUUAUCAAACUCAAACACUUACAGAACAUCCUCGUCAUGAGCCAAUAUUUACACCAAAUGGUGGUACACAAACAUUACAAGUAGCACAUUGUAAACGAUUUGGUGGUACAAUAUUAUGUGUAGCUGGUUUUGAUCAAACAGUCAGAUUAUACCGUGAUCAUCCAUCACAUGAAUCCAAAGGUGAAAUAAUGCUUGCUGCUCCUGUUCAUUGUACAGCUGUUAAAUUUCAUAUUUUAAUGGUUGGAUUAGGUUCAGGUGAAGUUGCAUUUAUUUCAUUAAAAAAGAUGUGUGUUAUACAUACAAUUAAAUGUUCGCCCUAUGUUGUAUCAGCAGUCGCAGCUACACGUGAUCCAGAUGGUCGUCACUUAUUAAUUGCAUCAUCUUUUGAUGGAUCUAUAGUUGUUAUUUCUUUACUUAAUGAACAACGGCGAUUAACAUUAACAGGCCAUACAAAAUCUCCACGUCAAUUAAUUAUUGAUUCAGUUCAUCAUUUUCUAUAUAGUUGUUCAGCAGAUAAAAAAAUCAUUGUACAUAAUUUUCUAAAUGGUACAAUUAUAUAUGAAUAUAAAGAAUUUGAAAAAGCUGUAACAAAUAUUGCAAUGAAUCAACAACAAAAUUUAUUAAUUGCUUCAUCACUUGAUGGUCUUAUUAAAAUAUUUAAUAUUCAAACACAUGAAUUAAUUCAACAAUUAACAACAUCAACAAGUCAAUCAAUUAUUUCAAUGAU
Adineta steineri is the source of this 1442-nucleotide messenger RNA. Lineage: Eukaryota; Metazoa; Rotifera; Eurotatoria; Adinetida; Adinetidae. The record is from the annotation of a GenBank genome assembly.